Molecule: messenger RNA, 801 nt
Organism: Vicia faba (fava bean)
Lineage: Eukaryota; Viridiplantae; Streptophyta; Magnoliopsida; Fabales; Fabaceae
Source: the annotation of a GenBank genome assembly
AUGCAGUAUUCUCACAUAACUACUUUCCAAAAUGAAGCUUGGAAUGGAUUAGAAGAGGAGGUACAACAGGAUGAGAAGCUGAAGGGAAUAGUGCAUCCUCUUAGUCAGAAGGGGUUUCAACUUAAGGGAGGAAGGGCUCCUCCAGUGUUAAUUAGAGGGGACACCCUUGGAUCUGCAGUUGAUGAAAUCAAUAAAUUGACAAUGGAGAGAAACUUGAUGAUCAAGGAAUUGCAAGAGCAGUUACUCAAAGCACAAGAUAUGAUGAGAAAUCAAACAAACAAGCAUAGGAGGGAGGUGGUCUAUGAAGUGGGAGAUAAGGUUUUCUUAAAAAUCCAGCCUUACAAAAUGAAGAGUUUAGCUAAAAGGCUGAACCAGAAGCUUAGUCCUAGAUUUUAUGGACCUUAUGAGGUAAUUAAAAGGGCGGGAGAGGUGGCUUACAAGCUUAAGCUGCCUGCUGAUGCUAGAGUACACCCGGUAUUCCAUGUGUCCUUGCUGAAAAAAGGUAUUAGUGCCUCUGCCAAAAUCCAACCCUUGCCAGAUUGUAUGAAUGAGGAUUGGUAUUUGGAACAUGUGCCUGAGAAAGGAAUGGAUUACAGGAGGAAUGAUCAAGGAGAUUGGGAGGUUUUGGUGAAAUGGAAAGAUCUUCCAGAAUUCGAGACUUCGUGGGAGUUGACUGAAAAGUUAAAAGAGGAAUUUUCAGUUUUCUUCCUUGAGGUCAAGGAAGUUUUUGAAGGGAGGGGAAUUGGUAUAUAUGGGAAGCAAUAUGUGAGGAAACGUAGGAAAGAGAAAGAGAGAGAAUAG